AUGGUCAAGUGCAGACCCCUUGUUCAGCCAUACCCGCUUGGGACGUUGGUGAGGUUGGACGCUCUUACUAAUUUCUCUCUCUCUCUCUCAUUUCAGAUAGCCGGAGAAAUGGGCGCCAAGAUGUCUCGCCGAACUGGGCGGAAGGCCGCUGCGGCCGCGAAAGAGGCCACUCCGGAGAUUCCAGUGGACGAAACGUACGUUGACCGGGUUGCGGGUGGCGGACGGGUUGACGGGGGAAAUGACUUGGCGGGGGGAACUCCGGAACCGGAUCCGCCGGUUUCGGAACAAAAUUUAACUGGCUUUUGUUUUGACCAUUCCGUUGAACCGGCGGAUCCGGUUCUGGAAGCCCCGGUGGUAAUUGAAAUUCCUUUAAAUAAUUCUUUGGACAAUGCUACGGCGGUUCCGAUUCCGGAACCGCUCGUAGAUCAAAAUUCUUCUCUAACUAAUUUGACCAUUUCAAGGGGAAUCGAGGGCCAAAUCGAUGUGAUUUCCGUUGUUCCGAUACCGGAUCCACCGGUUACGGAGCAAAAUUUAAACGACGAUUCUUUGAAAAAUUCCGAAAGACCGGUGGAUCCGGUUGCGGAAUCAACGGUAAUCGAUUCAGUUGAAUUUUCAAAACCGCGCAGAGAACGUUAUGUUCGCAAAAUUAAUUUGUCCAUUUCAGACACUUCGGUGGGAGUUCCGGAACGUCAAAAUUCUAAAAAAUCCGUUCAAUUUUCAGAUUUAGCCCAGGUUAAAGAGUUCACAGCGUCGGAAUCUUCAAUUCCGAUCCUGUACUCGCUUUUGGUAAAAGAUCCCCCGACAACGGUCCCGGAACUGUCUCCACAAAAUUCAAAACAAAUAAAAUAUUUUUGGUGUUACACCUGUCAAAAUUUUGGAACGAACUCUUUGCCCUGGUUGCUGCGAUUGCGGUAUUCCAAAUUAUCGAUGUAUUUGCGCCAUUUGUUUUGUGGUUCGAUGUGUUGCGCGGUUAUUUGCUUGCUUGUUUUUGUUUGAAUUGUUUAAUGUUUUUUCUCGUUUCAUGAGCUGUUUCUUGUUAGGAGCGUUUUUAGCAAUUAAUGAUGACGAUUGAUGACGAUGACGAUGAUGAUUAAAUGCGAUGAAUAUUGGAUGGAUUAGUAAAAUGCUUAAUUUCUGGACUGGACUGGACGAUACUGACGGAGGGGCCUUUGUUUGAAGACUGGAGAUUUGUUAUUAAUGAAAUGUAUUUUAUU
Messenger RNA from Culex quinquefasciatus (southern house mosquito), 1214 nucleotides. RefSeq lists its product as uncharacterized. The transcript is spliced from 2 exons. Bases 1 to 996 code for a protein of 331 amino acids. The record is from RefSeq and is a predicted model, not a curated record. NCBI's taxonomy places the organism in Eukaryota, Metazoa, Arthropoda, Insecta, Diptera, Culicidae.